GAGGUGCACCUGCGCAAGAUCAAAGCCCUGUUCAGUGAACUGGGUGCAGAAGAUACCGGCCUCAUCACCUUCGCCAUGUUUGAGGAGAAGAUCGACGCUCCAGAGGUGCGGGUGUAUUUUGAAUCCUUGGGCCUUGACGUGGACGACGCUUGGGGGUUCUUUAAGCUGCUGGACAGCGAUGGCGGCGGCUCCGUUGAGAUAGAGGAGUUCUUCCUCGGCUGCCUGAGAUUCAGAGGACAAGCCCGGUCGAUGGAUGUGGGAAAGCUUAUUCAGGAUCAGCGCUGGAUAAUUCGGAGCAUGGGGCGUUUCCAGGGAUACGUCGAAGCAGAGCUCACGUGUCUUCGGGAAGUGCUGGACCAGAUCAGCCACUCAACAGCUGCCUCAUCGCAAGUCCAUUCGCGAAUCCAUUCUCGAGCUGCGGCACUGGCGGCACAGCACUCGCAGCAUCUGCAGCCGCUGCCGUCGUUGUUUGAUCACGACACGUGA
Messenger RNA from Symbiodinium sp. CCMP2456, 486 nucleotides. The record is from the annotation of a GenBank genome assembly. Lineage: Eukaryota; Dinophyceae; Suessiales; Symbiodiniaceae.